This is a messenger RNA of Hippopotamus amphibius kiboko, 2012 nucleotides long. It is a transcript of the gene PLEKHD1, whose product is annotated as pleckstrin homology and coiled-coil domain containing D1. The transcript has 13 exons. NCBI's taxonomy places the organism in Eukaryota, Metazoa, Chordata, Mammalia, Artiodactyla, Hippopotamidae. Bases 1 to 1521 code for a protein of 506 amino acids. The record is from RefSeq and is a predicted model, not a curated record.
AUGUUCACGUCCAAGUCCAACUCGGUGUCGCCCUCGCCGUCUCUGGAGCAGGCUGACUCGGACGCGCUGGACAUCAGCACCAAAGUGCAGCUGUACGGGGUGCUGUGGAAGCGGCCCUUCGGGAGGCCGUCGGCCAAGUGGUCCCGGCGGUUUUUCAUCAUCAAAGAGAGCUUUCUUCUUUACUACUCUGAGAGCGAAAAAAAGAGCUUUGAAACCAAUAAAUACUUCAAUAUACAUCCUAAGGGUGUCAUCCCUCUGGGGGGCUGCCUGGUGGAGGCCAAGGAAGAGCCCAGCAUGCCCUAUGCCAUGAAAAUCUCCCAUCAGGAUUUCCACGGAAACAUCUUGCUGGCUGCCGAAUCGGAGUUUGAGCAGACCCAGUGGCUGGAGAUGCUGCAGGAGUCUGGGAAGGUGACUUGGAAGAAUGCCCAGCUGGGAGAAGCCAUGAUCAAAAGCCUAGAGGCCCAGGGGCUGCAGUUGGCCAAGGAGAAGCAGGAGUAUUUAGAUAAACUGAUGGAAGAGACUGAAGAGCUCUGCCUUCAGAGGGAGCAGAGAGAGGAGCUUGAGCGCCUGAACCAGGUGCUGGAGGCCGAGAAGCAGCAGUUUGAGGAGGUGGUACAGGAGCUGAGGAUGGAGCAGGAGCAGAUCAAGAGGGAGCUAGAACUGACUGCAAGAUGCCUCAAGGGUGUGGAGCAAGAGAAAAAGGAGCUGAGACACUUCACGGAGUCCUUACAGCAGACGCUGGAGGAACUCUCCAUAGAGAAGAAGAAAACCCUGGAAAUGCUGGAGGAGAAUGAGAACCAGCUGCAGACACUGGCCAAUCAGAGUGAGCAGCCCCUUCCCAGUGGGGGUCUCCAUAGCAACCUGAGGCAGAUCGAGGAGAAGAUGCAGCAGCUCUUGGAGGAGAAGCUCCUGGCAGAGAAGCGGAUGAAGGAGAACGAGGAGCGCUCGCGGGCCCUGGAGGAGGAGCGGGAGUUCUACUCCAGCCAGUCCCAGGCGCUGCAGAACUCGCUGCAGGAGCUGACGGCGGAGAAGCAGCAGGCCGAGCGUGAGCUCAAGGCUGAGGUGAAGGUCCGCAUGGACCUGGAGAGGCGUCUGCGGGAGGCAGAGGGGGCCUUGCGGAGCCUGGAACAAGGGCUCAACUCCAAGGUGCGGAACAAGGAGAAGGAGGAGAGGAUGCGGGCUGACGUGAGCCACCUGAAGAGGUUCUUUGAAGAGUGCAUCCGGAACGCAGAGCUGGAGGCCAAGAUGCCGGUCAUCAUGAAGAACUCCGUGUACAUCCACAAGGCAGCCACUCGCCGCAUCAAGAGCUGCCGCUUCCACCGGCGCCGGUCCAGCACCUCCUGGAAUGAUGUGAAGCCGUCCCAGUCCUUCAUGACCUCCCAGCUGGAAGCCGACAACAUGGAGGAGCUGAAGGCGGUGGCCAAGCGGCUCAGCCGGGACCAGCGCUUCCGAGAAUCCAUCUACCACAUCAUGGCGACCCAGCCCAGAGCCCCCUCUGCCCUUCCCCGGGGGGGGACGUGAUGGGCGCGCCUCCCCUGCCCCCAGGUCCUUCCUUGCUGGGGGCAGGAAAGAGCAUUGGGGGAGGCCUGACUCUGCCCAGCUCCUCUCUGCCAGCACUCCCCCUGGGGGCCAGCCUCACCCUCAAAGGACAGGGGUGCCGCCUCCCUCACCCUCACCCCAGACCCUGCCCUGGGUCUAGGCCAGGCCUAUGCAGGCCCACGCACGGUGCUGCCUGGUUGUCAUGGUAAAGCAAGGGAAGGGCCUGAUUGUAGGGAGAGACGUCUGUGGCUGGGGAGUGGGGUGGGCAGGGCCCCCUGCCUCUGUCGUACCCACCGUACCUCUCUGUGCCUCUGCCUUCUCCCCACCUUGACACUUGCUUCCCCGGGGCUUCCCCACCGUCCUUUUGCUUCUGAGACCCACAGGCAUCCCUCGGUCAAGGCCUCUCUUUGACCACACUGUGGGGGAGGGAAGAAAGGGACCUGACACAGCAGCUUCUGGCCUGUGGCCUACCC